ACAUAGGGUACCUAUAUGUGGGCCGUGCAUUAGAAGCUAGGGUUUAAGAUAGAAAGAAGAACACACUCGCAAUAAAUCACAGGUAAAUUCUUCACGAUUUGCUGAAUAGGAAACCCUACAUUUCCAUAAUUUUUGUAGCUAAGGAUGCCAAAAAAGAGUAAUUCUAAGAAGCCUAAACCAGUGGAUGCAACAGCAAGUCCUGUUGUAGAAAAGUUGAAACCAACUCCUUCUUCUAAACCAAAAAAAUCAGGCAAUGAAAUCGACGAAAUAUUUGCUGGAAAAAAGAGGAAGAAACCGGAACAACUAGAAAAAUCAAAAUCAAGCGGAGAUUCCAUUACAGAGCCAAAAAAGCUGAAGAAAAGCAAAGAUAAAAGUAGUAAUAGUAGAGUUCCUAACGUGUUAUCUGAGCCGCCACGUCGACAGAGGAAAAAGACGGCGGAUGGGUUAACGAUAUACACGGAAGAGGAGUUGGGUUUGGGAAAGUCCGAUGGUGGAGGUACCUCACUUUGCCCAUUUGAUUGUGACUGUUGUUUUUAGUGAAUUCUGCUGGAAUCAUUUAAAUUAAAUGAACUAUCAGUUUGUAGUGAAGUUAUAUAGUUUAGGAUGGAAUUUUGUUCUCUUUGGCUGACUAGCGUACAAUUUUUCUGGAAUGUAUGAGAAAUUUUAUGUUUAGACUUAAAAUAGUUAGUCUGCUGGUGCAUUAUCAACAGUCAAUUUACACACAACUUUGUAUCGAACGAGU
Messenger RNA from Nicotiana tabacum (common tobacco), 742 nucleotides. RefSeq lists its product as uncharacterized. The record is from RefSeq and is a predicted model, not a curated record. NCBI's taxonomy places the organism in Eukaryota, Viridiplantae, Streptophyta, Magnoliopsida, Solanales, Solanaceae.